This is a messenger RNA of Nematolebias whitei (Rio pearlfish), 2279 nucleotides long. RefSeq names its product solute carrier family 47 member 1 (gene slc47a1). The transcript has 17 exons. The record is from RefSeq and is a predicted model, not a curated record. The coding region runs from base 1 to 1947 and encodes 648 amino acids. Gene Ontology annotation, biological process: xenobiotic detoxification by transmembrane export across the plasma membrane. Gene Ontology annotation, molecular function: xenobiotic transmembrane transporter activity; antiporter activity. NCBI's taxonomy places the organism in Eukaryota, Metazoa, Chordata, Actinopteri, Cyprinodontiformes, Rivulidae. Gene Ontology annotation, cellular component: membrane.
AUGGAGAAGCUGGGUUCUGUGGAACCUGCACACCCUGUGCCGGGUGCAGAACCCGCUGCCGGGGCUGCCAAGAUGGAGGGGGCGCUCGGGGAUGAGGGGGCAACGCUUGCCAGCUCCAAGCUGUUCAGGUGUGAGUGUGUGAGACGCUGGCUUCCACCUGCCUACAGAGAAGAACUGUACCACGUCUUACGGCUCACGGGCCCUCUGCUGCUGUCUCGAAUCCUCAACUUUCUGCUGCCGUUUGUCAUCACCAUUUUCUGUGGCCACAUUGGAAACGCAGAACUGGCUGGAUUUGCACUUGCAUCAGCGACCAUUAAUGUGACGAUCACAGCCACAGGCUACGGUCUGACCAUCGCUUGUGACACUCUCAUAUCUCAGACGUUUGGCAGUAAGAACAUGAAGCGUGUGGGGGUGAUCCUCCAGAGAAGUUCCCUCAUCCUGCUGCUCUUCUGUCUGCCCUGUUGGGGUCUUCUCAUCAACUCCCACAACUUACUGCUCCUCCUGUACCAGGAGGAGGAGGUGGCCAGAAUUGCCCAGCUUUAUGUGAUGGUGUUUCUGCCAGCUGUUCCAGCCAUGUUCCUGCAUCAGCUGCAAGUCUCCUACCUGCAAAACCAGGGGAUUAUUCUUCCUCAGAUGUACACGGCUGCAGUGGCAAACAUCUUCAACUUGGGGAUCAACUAUCUUUUAAUUUCUGUUCUGGAGCUGGGAGUCGUAGGAUCAGCAGUCGCUAACAGCCUCUCUCAGAUCAUCAUCUGCCUGCUGUUGUUCGGCUACAUCCGAUGGAAGAAGCUCCAUGAGCAGACAUGGGGAGGCUGGUCCACGGAGUGUCUGCAGGACUGGGACUCCUACAUGAAGCUGGCUGUCCCCAGCGUCUUCAUGAUCUGCUUUGAGUGGUGGGUCUGGGAGGUGGGAGGCUUCCUUGCAGGUGUGCUUGGAGAGGUGGAUCUCGCGGCGCAGCAUGUGAUAGUGGAGAUAGGAAGUAUAGCAUACAUGUUCCCUUUAGGAGUCCAUGCAGCUGCCUGUGUGCGUGUUGGAAACGCCCUGGGGGCCGGGGACACAGCCCGAGCCAUAGUCACCUGUAAGGUCGCCCUGGUUCUGUCAGGUGUGCUUGCCGUGCUCCAGGGUUUUGUCCUGGCCGGCAGUAAGUCCGUCCUGGGCUACAUUUUUACCUCUGAUGAUGAAAUAGUGGCGCUGGUCUCAGACAACCUGACAGUUUACACGUUUCUGCAGUUCCUUGACGCCCUGCUGUGCGUAUGCUCAGGAAUACUUGUCGGCACCGGGAUGCAGAAAAUUGCUGCCUUGUGCAAUUUGGUGUCCUACUAUGUGAUCGGCCUGCCUGUAGGGAUCGCACUGAUGUUUGCUGCUCAGCUCAGAAUUUUAGGUUUGUGGCUCGGCCUCCUAAUUUGUGUGUUCCUUCAGACGAGUUUCUUUCUCAUUCUCAUUUUUAAACUCAACUGGGAAAAAGUCACACAGAAGGCUCAGCAGCGAGCAGGGAAAGUGAUAAUGGUGACACCAAAACCUCCUGUUGGUCCGGUCCUGAAUGAAACUACCGGUCUGCUGCCGGACGUGGCUCUCUGCCCUGACACAGCCCCGCUGAACAGUGACAUUAAAACAGAUGGUUACAGUCCUGUUAUAACCCAAGAUCUGGAGCUGAAGACGAGCCAUGAGUCUGAGGGCAAAAUCACGAGCGCAGGAGGAACUGAGGGCGAUUCUGAACCUAGCAAAAAUACUUUAAACACUAAAUCUGAGGAGAAACUCUCUGCCUCUCAGCUGAUCACACGACGUGGACUCACCUUGUUGUUCUUAGUUCUUGUGCUGACUGUUGGGGUGGCUGCCCACAUAGCUUUUCCUGUGCCAGAGCCCAGUCCCCAGAGCAGGGCUAACUUUACACUCCACUGGGCCAAUGACUCCACUCCAACACCGCUGGACUCCACCACAACCUUCUGAGCUGCAUUUCACCCGGGGAUGGUGACACCUUGUGACUGCGCUCGGCUCUCACACUGUUCUGUCGAGAGGCCACAGGGUUUGGGUUGUGCUGAGAAAAUGGCCCCGGUGCUGCACGGCUGAGCAAAUGAAAGCAAAUGGCUGAUGCUGGCAGGAAGAACAAAGGUCCAGCAGCACAGAUUGUGUGCAGCUCGGUCACUCUGAGGGGCCUCUCUGGGACAACACAGAGCAUUCUGAGACGGGCUUUUUCUUGGAAGAGAAACGUUUUAAGAAGAACAGACAUUUUACUACAAAUACAUCAGAAUAUUUCAUGUUUUCAUGGUUUGAUUUAUGCU